GCCCCUACAGUAUAAUCACACCAAAGCUCAAAACAGCAGAUGAAAGAUGGAGAACUACCUGUACGAUGUGUUUUUUGAGGCCGGUAAUCUCUCUAAUGCGGCCCUUAAACAAAUUAAAAGGUACUUUAAGUUAAGGCGUCUAUCUGGAGGAGGAGAGUGUGAAAUCUACAAAGUGGAUAAAGACAUCUACAAGAUCAGUUUUGCAAAUAAAGAAGACCAGGAAGCAGUGCUAGCCAGAGGAGAUCAUGUCAUCAACACACCUGAAAAAGAGGACAUCCGUGUUUCAGUAAGGUGUGACAAUAAUGCUAAAAGCAGAAAACAAUCAAACGCGUCUGCUAAUCAGAAAUCUACAAGCUCUAAAAGUGUGGAGAAGGUGUUUAAACUGGACCAAUAUCUUCUACGAUUCCUCAGUGACUGUAAAAAGCCAUAUUCAGAAUUGGAGAAAUUCUUCUCUGCUCUUUCCAGCACCUUUGAAAUCAACAUUGAGACUGAAGAGCUGGUGGUGCUGUGGGACCCGGCAGCUGAAGACGUUUCUCAGCUAAAGGAAUGGGAACUUGGUGUGGACCAAGUGGUUGAGAGCCUAAAGAUUCACAAUAGUAUCCACUUUGAGGUUGAAAGAGACAAAUAUGCAAUUCUAGAAGAAAACUGUUUCCUCCAAAAUGAGGACUUAAAAAUCUAUUUUGAGCAAGACUCAUGUGUGGCUGUGGUGGUCGGAGAACAAAAUCAAGUGGGCAAGAUUUUAAAAUUCACAAGCGGCUUGCAGGAAAAACAGCAGGUCAAAGAAGAGUGUCAAAUUUCAGAGACACGAUUUGCCCUUAUUAAAGAGCAGUUUGAGUCAUACCUAAACUCUGAUUUACCUGCACUUCAGAUUGCACCAAAACGAGCAGAUGUAAUCCUUUUAAAGGGUCUAGAGAAAGAUGUUCAAGAAGGCAAAGAGAAGCUUGCAAAGUUGGCACAAGGGAUCCAAGAGAAGAGGAUCCCAUCAAAUUAUGCCCUUAUGAAAUUUUUGGAUUCAAGUGAUGGUAUAAAACACUUCCAGAGAAGAUUUCAGCAGAGCCUCUGCAGCCCAGUAAUGCUCGAGACUUCAGGGUCAGAUCUGCUUCUAUUGAGUUUGUCUGAUGAAGCACUUCAGGAGGCGGACAAAGUCAUUGAGAGAGACCUGAGCUUGGAGAUUAUAUGUUUGGAAAACACUCAGAAGUCAUCUGUGUUUACAACACUAAAGGAAGAGUUGAGUAAAGCGGUCAAGCAGGCCAAUCAGGAAAGUGUAAAAGUGGAGCUCAAAUACCAGAAUGAGUCAAGUUCUGAUCCCAAAGUGCAACUGGUCGGCUUCACUACUGAAGUUAAUGAGCUAAAGCACAUGUUACUUGAAUAUGAAAGAAACCAUCAGAUACAUGAAGUCUGCCUGGCACUUCAAUACCCAGAGAUGGCAAAGCAUUUCUCUGAGAUCUUGUUGAUGGCUGGUGUGAAGAAGUACAGUGUGAAAAUUAAGUCCACAUGUUCAUCUUCCCCAUGCGUCCACCUUACAGGACCUCGCUGUGAAGUUGAGAGUUUAAAGGAAACCCUUGGGUCAUAUCUCCGCAGUCUUGUGACUAAAGAAUUUGAAGUGAAAGGACCUGGAGUUCAGCCGUUUUUUCAAGGUGAUGGUGCAGAGACUUUGAGAUUAGUGAAGAAUUCUUGUACCGUUGUGAUUCUGCCCAUUGAUGAUGGGCAACCAACAUAUCAAGUUCCCAGAUACUCAACCAGCUUGAGUUUUCCAGGCUCAUCAUCUGCUCCAUCAACACACCAGUCUCCAGUCUAUGAGCAUAUAAUACACAUUAAAGUUGUGGUUGGAAGUCUUGAGCAACAAAAGGCUGAUGUGUUUGUUGUGCCCAUGGUCCAAGCUAACAUGACCUCAACAUCGAUUGGAUCAUCACUGUUGAAAAAAGCAGGACAGCAGCUUCAAACUAACUUCAACACCGCAAAGGGUCGUCGUACUGUUACACUUGGAGAUGUGCUCAUGGUGGAUGCCACACCAGGGUUGGGCUGCUCAAAGGUGUUCUUCAUCGAAUGUGCACCAAAGGGGAAAAAACAAAGUGAAAAAGUACAUCGCAAUGCACUUCUCUGUGUUUUUACACUAUGUGAGCAGAAUUCUUUUGGUUCAGUUGCACUGCCAGUUAUUGGACCUGGAGAAGUGUUGUCCAUACCGGUCAAAGAUUCUGUUAAUAUCCUUACUCAGGAGAUCUGUAAAUUUUUAUCUCAGCCCACUGUUUUCCUGCACACCAUCUAUAUCCCAAUAAUGCCUGAUUACUCCCAUUCUGAAGAGAUGUUCCAGACAGUACUUGGGAAUCUGAGUACCAAAAUGGUGGACAAAAAAGGACAAGCUCUGUUUCACGCACUGACCUCUGACCUUGAUGAGGUCAUCAUGGCAGUGAAUGGGAUCCAACUCCAUCUAGUGUUUGGUGACAUCACUAAUGAGAAGACUGAUGCCAUCGUGAACACCACAGACUUUAAAGACUUCCAGACAAACGGAGUGUGUAAGGACAUCCUCACUAAAGCAGGACCGCAUGUUCAGAGUCAGCUGAAAGGAGCUCAGACCGCAAGUGGGCAGAUCUUUAUGACCCCACCAGGAGGCUUCCCAUGUAAGACCAUCAUGCAUGUUUGUGGAGAGAGAAGCCCCAGCGUCAUCAAGACCUUAGCAAAAGAAAUAGUGGUUCAGUGUGAGCGUGGCAAUUAUCAGUCUGUGGCCAUUCCUGCUAUCUGUGCUGGACAAGGAGGUUUGGAUCCAAACGUUGUGGCCAAGUCCAUUCUAGAGGGAGUGAAGGAGGGUGUUCAAGGAGCGAAUCUUCAAUAUCUGAGAAAUAUUCGCAUCGUUCUACUGAAGAUUAAUGUUUUUCUGGAGUUCAAAGCGGUGGCACAGCAAGUCUUCGGUGCCAGUACACUACUGACAGCGCCAGCUCCUCUUGUACCUACAAAUGUACCCACUAGAGGGCGCAGCGCAUCAGCAAUAUCGACCAGAUCACGAGCACCUUCUUUACCAGCCACAUUUGACUUGAGUUCUCUAUUGACCUCUUUGCCGGUCACAGAGGACAAAGCAGCAUUCCUGGUGAUUGGAGACUGUGAUAAAGACGUGUCUGAUGCCUGUAGAGAGCUUCAGCGGGCGUACGACAGUCAGUGUUCAACACAGUCUUUCCACUCUGAUGAGAUUCAGCGUCUUACUGGAGAUGAGCUGGACCAGCUGCUGUCUAAAGUCCAUUCACUGCACCUUCAGUCAAACACCAGCAGCUCUGGAGAAUGGCUGGUAAAAGGGCUGAAAGAUGAAGUGAAUGAGGUGGCGAGACUGAUACGACAUGCACUUCGCAGACAGGUAAGAGAGAAGGAACAGGAUAACCUCUUCACUCAAGUUACGUGGUGCAUUCUGGGACCACGAGGCGUUUGGCAGAAGGUCCCAGUAGAGGCGAAUCAUCAGCUUGAGAGAGCGGAUGUAAAUGAUGGGAUUGUGGAUGCACAGAGUGUGAAAUGGACUGUGGAUUUGAGGAAAAUGGAGGCCACAGGAUGUGUUUCAGGACAGGUGACUGCUCUCAAACGCCUGGAGAACCUUUCAGAUUUCUCUUUGCCCAUCUACUGGGACAACAUGAGACAAAACGAGCAUUUAAAGGUGGUUGAUUUAGAUCAGCAAUCAGCAGAGUACCAGACAGUGAAGGCAGAUUUCAAGAAGACCGUCAAACAGACUGUGCUCAAGAUCGAGCGCAUCCAGAACAUCAAUCUUCGGCGGUUAUAUGAGGCACGUAAAUCAGAGCUGGAGAUCAAGAAUGAUCCAACAGUGGGAGCAGGAGAGAAAAUCCUUUAUCACGGCUCAGCACAAGCGUCCUGCUCAUCCAUCAUGAACACAAACUUCAACCGCAAUUUUGCUGGACAAUAUGCCACCGUCUACGGUCAUGGGACGUACUUUGCAGUGAACGCCAGCUACUCUGCUAAUGUGAACUAUGCAGCUCCUGCAGCAGACGGGACUCAGCUGAUGUUUGUGGCUCGUGUGCUUACGGGUCAUUAUGAUUUGGGCCAAAAGGACAUGAAGACACCCCCUGUCCAUGUUGCUCCAGACCAGCUCUAUGACAGUGUGGUAGAUAACAUCCAGAAUCCCACAAUGUUUGUAGUUUUUCACGACUGCCAGGCUUAUCCUGAUUACCUCAUUACAUUCAGGUGAACAUCAAUAACAGUUUUACCAUGAACACACUGGAUGAUUUACACUACCUGACAAAAGUCUUGUCGCCUAUCCAAGUUUUAGGAACAACAAAUAAUAACUUGACUUCUAGUUGAUCAUUUGGUAUCAGAAGUGGCUUAUAUGAAAGGCAAAGACCUCUAGAUUAUGAUUAUUUUACCAGAAUAAAAUAUGAUCAGGCCUUGAUUUAUAAUGAUUUCAUUAGGACAGUAAGGUCUGACUCCACUUAGACAAGAAACUCUCAUCACUUAACAGAAAUAAUGUCCAGUAUAGAAUAUAAAGUCAUGGUGCAGAGGAAACAGAAUGAAUAUUGUGUCUGACUCCAUCAUGAGCUUGGAGGACUGCAUCCAUACAUCUCUGCAAUGACUCAAAUCACUGAUUAAUAAAGUCAUCUGGAACGGCAAAGAAAGCGUUUCUGCAGGACUCCCAGAGUUCAUCAAGACUCUUUGGAUUCAUCUUCAGUGCCUCCUCCAUCUUACCCCAGACAUGCUCAAUAAUGUUUAUAUCUGAUGACUGGGCUGGCCAAUCCUGGAGCACUGUGACCUUCUUUGCUUUCAUGAAUUUUGAUGUGGAGGCUGAAGUAUGAAAAGGAGCGCUAUCCUGCUGAAGAAUUUGCCCUCUCCUGUGGUUUGUAAUGUAAUGGGCAGCACAAAUGUCUUGAUACCUCAGGCUGUUGAUGUUGCCAUCCACUCUGCAGAUUUCUCGCACGCCCCCAUACUGAAUGUAACCCCAACCCAUGAUUAUUCCUUCACCAAACUUGACUGAUUUCUGUGUGAAUCUUGGCUCCAUGCGGGUUCCAGUAGGUCUUCUGCAGUAUUUGUGAUGAUUGGGAUGCAGUUCAACAGAUGAUUCAUCAGAGAAAUCAGAAAUGAUCAAUAGAAAUCAAGUUAUUAUUUGUUGCUCUCACAACUGGGAUCGACGACAAGACUUUAGUCGGGGAGUGUAUGUGUAUACUUCUGUUUAAUUUUAAAUAUCACAUUUACUCAAAGAUCUAGAUUUAGUUACAUUAUAUUCAGUUAGAUAUCUUUUUAUGCUUUGCCAGAGCUAACUAAUUAGAUAUCAGUAAUCAGUGUUCCGUAAAGUUACUUUUAAAGUAAUAUAUUACAAUCUUAAGUCACUUUGUCUAGAAAAGUAAUUUAAUUACCCAGCAGGCUGACAUCAUAAGACGUUAACAUUAGGUUAGAUUUAGGUCAUGACGUCAGGUGACCAAAAUUUAAUGUCUAACCAGCGUCUAAGGACAACUUUAUUUUGACGUCCAAUAACGAUGUCAAAUUACAUUGAUAUUUAGUUGAUUUUAGGUUGUUGGAAAGUGACCAAAAUCCAACGUCUAAUAGAUGUCAAAGUGGUAACGUCCACACAACGUCAAGGUGUAACAUGAUUAGACGUUGAUAUUUAGUUGAUUUUAGGUUGAACAUUGGACUUUGGCCAAGAAAACACGUCAAAUGAGAAUCUGAAAUAUUGUAUGACUUCAAAAAAUAAAGGUGAUUUAAUAUUCAAAAUUUAUUAUUAUCAAAUUUAUUUUAGUAUUUAUUUUAAAUAUUUUUAAGAAUAAUUGGUCUAACACUUCAUAUUUUCAUAUUUUUCAUAGUAGAUGUAUUAAGUCUGAUACGUUUACCAUAAACCGACAUAUCUACCAUUUGGUAGAGGCUGAUAUUUUAGAUAUUAUGGGAUGUGUUGAAAAACAAUACAUUGAGUGUGUUAACUAGCAACAUUAAGAGUUAAGAAAUGCAAUCAAAGCAUUUUUUCUUGGCGGGGUAGUUAAAGGGUUAAGGAAAGUAAUGCUGAAGUAUGUUAUAUUAUUUUAGUUUGUUAAGAUUGGGAUAAGCUUAAGAUCGUAAUAUGUUACUUUUUUUUUGCUCAACACCGUUAGUAAUGCUAUAAAUAUGUACUUCUGCAACAGUAUAAAAUAAAGUAAUCGCAAGUUUAAUUUUUGCAAGACUUCUGACUUCAGUUGGCAUAUCUGUGUGGAGUUUGCAUGUUCUCCCCGUGUUGGUGUGGGUUUCCUCCAGGUGCUCCGGUUUCCCCCACAGUCCAAACACAUGCGCUAUAGGUGAAUUGAAUAACCUAAAUUGGCUGUUGUGUGUGUGUAAAUGUGAGAGUGUAUGGGUGUUGUACUGGGUUGUGGCUGGAAGGACAUCCUCUGCAUAAAACAUAUGCUGGAAUAGUUGGUGGUUCAUUCCGCUGUGGCGAAGUCUGAUAAAUAAGGGACUAAGGAAAACGAAUGAAUAAAUGAACUAAUUAGAUAUAUUAGUAAUCAGUGUUGGGUAAAGUUACUUUUAAAAGUAAUAUAUUACAAGCUUUUUUUUUAAAUAACUGAAUUUGUUACAUUUUAAGGAAAGUAUGUUUAAGUAUUUAUGUUAUUUAAGAUUAAGAUAGCUUAAGAUUGUCAGAUAUUACUUUUUUUACCUAUCACUGUUAAUACUGUUAUAUUGUGUUUGAAAAACCAUUUUAUAGCAUUACUAACGAAGCAAUUGCUCGUUUAAUUCAUGAACUUUGACUUAUUUUCUAAGACUUCUGAGUUUACUGUACAUCUCAUCAUUCAGACUUUAAUUCUCAUCAUUCUCAGCUGUUUGUGUUUCAUGUUAUAAUUAUGGAACAUGAGAAUUUAACGUUCAUCCUGAAUCUAAAACCUGUCUAAUAGAUUAUAGUUAGUGAAUUGAAAGUUAUUGUGAUGAUUGUGAAUAUUGAAUUAUGGGAAAAAUUGUUCUGUUUUAUUUAGUAGUUAAAAUAUGGCAAUAAAAUAUGUGAUUUGGUGCAGAUUAUUUAUAGAUCGCAUACUAUAGAUUAUUGCAUAAAUGCAAUUAAAUGUUUAAAUACUUAGUUUGUGGAUCAUAUGGUGACCUUAACAAACAAAUGUUCCCCAAAAUCCUGAUGGUACUUUAUAACAUGAUUAAAGAUUA
This is a messenger RNA of Danio aesculapii, 7095 nucleotides long. Its product is annotated as protein mono-ADP-ribosyltransferase PARP14-like. Gene Ontology annotation, molecular function: NAD+ poly-ADP-ribosyltransferase activity; transcription corepressor activity. The record is from RefSeq and is a predicted model, not a curated record. Lineage: Eukaryota; Metazoa; Chordata; Actinopteri; Cypriniformes; Danionidae. Gene Ontology annotation, biological process: negative regulation of gene expression. Gene Ontology annotation, cellular component: cytoplasm; nucleus. The transcript is spliced from 15 exons. The coding region runs from base 47 to 4180 and encodes 1377 amino acids.